GCCCCGAGUGCAGCCAGACCCGGGUACUGAGGGACGCACCGUGCUGGAGUGCCUAACGCUCGCACCUUCAUAACAUCACUACAACUUAACAUCACACAGAGCACCAUGGGCAUCUCCACCUCUGCCGUCGCCUGCCUCACCCUGGCCUGCCUCCUUCUCCUUCAUCUUCAGGCGGCGCAGGGCACUCCGGUGUGUCCGGGAACCCGAGAUCCCCCGCAGGACCUCUCCAAGUGCAAGUUCGGGGUCGUGAAGGACUGGUGUCGGAACACCGUCUGCGCCAAGGGUCCCCGCGAGACGUGUGGCGGGCGCUGGCUCGAGCACGGGCGCUGCGGCCUCGGCAUGUACUGUCGCUGCGGCCACUGUGCAGGCUGCACCAGUACCUUGGAAUGUGUACUCGGGAGAUUCUGUUGACGCGAACAGGCCACAGCACCAAAUGUAAUGUCUCCUGUGAUACUCUGUGAAUUGCCUCUCUGAAAAAAAGCCAUUUCGUCCAAUAGGUUUCGAUUCAGUAGUUCAACGUGUCGACGCAAAAUGAUGGAUAAAGAGAAACCCAUAAAAUAGACGAGGAGGAACAACACACUUCGCUUUCACAGUUGGUCUCAGUGAAUAUAAACGCCAGAAAAGAAACAAAAGAAUAAGGUAACGAACAGAAUCCAAUCCUCCUGGUGGGCGACAUGCAAGCGCGACCGGGAAGGGCCCAACAAAUGUGAUUUUUUUUCUUUCUUUCUUCUCAUUCCUUCGGUCUUGAAGAAACCUCAGUCUCCAAUGAUCAAUCUUCAAGGACUUUUGUGAUAUCUUGAUGUAAGUUAAGGGAUGAUUCACGGAAAUGUUAUCUAAUAGUCUUUAUAUUUAUAAUGUCCCCAACGAAUCCGUUUUUCGUACACUUCCAUAGAGUCAGAAAUAGUAACACUGGAUACCAUUAUGUACAAUAAAGUUUUGGAAUAGA
This is a messenger RNA of Penaeus vannamei (Pacific white shrimp), 946 nucleotides long. Its product is annotated as neuroparsin-A. The record is from RefSeq and is a predicted model, not a curated record. Lineage: Eukaryota; Metazoa; Arthropoda; Malacostraca; Decapoda; Penaeidae.